AAACUUAAACUGGAUUGAAACUCAUUCUUAAAUCCUUUUGAUAAAUUGCAAUAUUAACUAUGCAUACAGAGAUUAUAGUUUGGUUAUUAAAGUUUAAUCUCGGAGAAAUAAAGUGAGACUAAAAAUUUUUUACUUAAACUGUUUCAGAAGAUAUGCAUGCAUGUGAUUGUCUACACAUUUUUUUUUAUCUCGAUCAACAAAUCUCACUGAGAUUAUAGCUAGGUGUAAGAUAUUUGGCUUUCAGUUUAUUUCCAUAAUAUAUAUGUAUAUGCUUCAGAGUAUACUUGCACGGAUAUACAAAUACAAAUAUUUUAUUGACAAAAACACAUGCAGUUACAAUAAUUGGCAAAGGCCCAGUGAAUAUAUUAAGAACACCAUUGUAUGUUUACAAUAACUGUAUGUACAGUAUUAAACUCUGUCCCGAGUUUUUGCUUCCACCACUUUUUGCUUGAUAUUUCAAUAUUAAAUAGUAAAUACCUUUGUGCUCAAACUAUGUUCAUCCACUACAAUAAAAAAUGUCCAGAUUAUCUGUUUUGAAACGCCCCCUAUACCGUCUCAGGUUUAAAUACACAUCCCGAAAUUGAAAGUCUACGGAGAUUUUGCAUUGCAACAGCCAUUAAUAAGCCCUGAUGAUAACGUUAAAAAAUUGCGCGAUGUAUUCCGAGUGUAUUCCGAAUAGAGAGAAGAUGUAAACAUUCCCCAUUAUAAAUCUCCGUAAGGAAUCUGUUUUCAUUCCUGUGAAAUUUUCUGAGUGGAAAGGGAUAAUUGUUCAAUGAAGAUAUCUUGGAUAUAUUCCUUUUUAACGAUUUCAACUGUAUUUCUAUCACAGCUUAAGAGAGUAAAAAUGGCUCAUCCACAGCCAGAGCAGAGAGGUGAAUGGAUCGAGGUGAAAAUAUUAGGCUCUGGGGGUUUUGGUCAGGUUGUUCUUUGGAAACAUGAAAGUAGGGACGACUUCAUAGCCCUGAAAAAAUGUCGAGUACAGAGCGAAAUGAACCAAAAACACAAAGAACGCUGGACUCUGGAGGUGGAUAUUAUGAAACGCUUGGACCACCCCAACGUCAUAGCAGCUAAAGAUGUCCCCCCGGAACUGAAUGUCCACGUAGGGGAGAUGCCAUUGCUGGCCAUGGAAUAUUGUUCUGGUGGGGAUCUGCGCAAAGUGCUGAACAAGCCAGAGAACUGUGUAGGGCUGAAGCAGUAUGACAUCAGAUGUCUGGUGAGAGAUAUUGCUUCCGCUGUAGAGUACCUCCACAAAAAGAGAAUCAUACACAGAGACCUCAAGCCUGAGAACAUCGUGCUACAUCCCACUGAAGAGCAGACUGUAUACAAGGUGAUAGAUUUAGGUUAUGCCAAGGAAUUAGACCAGAGCAGCAUGUGUACAUCAUUUGUUGGAACCAUGCAGUAUCUUGCCCCAGAGCUGUUUGCCAGCCAGAAGUACACAUGUACUGUAGACUACUGGUCGUUUGGUACCGUGGUGUUUGAGUGUAUCACAGGAUUCCGUCCAUUCUUGCCUCAUGUCCCUCCAGUUACUUGGCAUAAAGAAGUCUACCAGAAAUCACAAGAUGACAUCACUGGGUUUUAUAACUCUGACGGGGAGGUGGUGUUUUCUCAGAAAAUUCUCACACCCACACACCUCUGCAGAAGUAUGCAGGCCUACUUUGAGCAGUGGUUGAGUCUGAUGCUGAGGUGGGACUCACAGUUAAGAGGAGGAGGGCGGGAUGGGAGGCCGCACUGCUUCCGUGUCCUUGACACAAUGCUGAAUGUCAAGAUCCUCCAUAUUCUGUAUGUACCAUGUAACCAACUCCUCUCUUAUCCCCUGGUGGAAAACUACUCCAUACAAGAGCUACAAGAAAAGAUUGAGAAAGAGACAGGGGUCAAAGUUGAAGAUCAAGACAUUCUAUUGGCUAGUGGGGCAUCACCCGACCCAAACCUUGGUGCUCAUCAGUGUUGGACUGCUCCCGGUGAAGAGGACUGGGUUGUGUUUCUGUUUGCCAAGGGAGAGAAUCAAGGAGGAGGAACUCAAAUACAAAAGCCAAUACCCACCAACGUCCAGGGCAUCUUCAAGGAGCCCACUAUAGUUCUACCAUUUCAGGAACAAAAGAAAGCCUGGGCAGAAGCUGUAUAUUUCUGUAACCAACAAGUCGUAGAUUUCAGGAGACUGAUUCAGAGUCAAAGGGCAGCAAUGUUGAGCAUGCUAAGAACACACAAUGAUUUUGCCAAACGAGAAAAGAAAAUGGUUAGCAAUUGUGAGCAUCUUGUGUCCAAGUUAGAUUACUUUGAGGAAUGUCUUCAACAUGACUUGGAAUUGUAUGGUAUUCAGAGUAGAGAUGGAGGAAUCAGUGCAGAAAAGGUUGUUGCAAAAUGGAAGAAAGUAGGAGAAGAAAUGAAGCUGUACCACAGUCUGAGGGAAAAUGUGCAGACUCUUCAUCAACAGUCCCUGGCGUUGCAGACCAAGAUCUUAGAAUUACAGAAAAGUCCAUUCGCCCGCACCAAACAACACGAGGUUUUGGAAAAUCUGGAAAGCAUUGCCAAAAGAUGUACUGAGUUGUAUCAGGAAAUGAGACAAGCAGGAAAAGGUGGCCGAGAAGAAUACAAGGACCAUAAGCCCAUGGUGAAACUGGUGGUCAAGUGUAUAUACACUCGUGACCAGAGUCUACAAGACCUCUACACGCAUCUUGGUAAAAUCUGUGCCUGUAAGCACGAGCUGUUCCAGUUAUUACCCAGCAUUCAGCAGUGCCGUGAACAAAUUGAUGGCACCACACAAAGACUUCUCCAGGCUCACAAACAGAGGCAGUCUGAGAUAUGGAGUCUAGUCCAGAUGGCUGAGGGAAUGACAAGACAGGACUCCAGAAGCAGUGGACAUGCCAGCAUGCUGUUAUCUAUGUAUGGUGGGGCCUCACUCGACUCCAUCAAAAUGUGUGAUGACAACAGAGAAACUGUACAAAAGUGUGAUGACAUGAUAAAGAGUCUGAUUGAUGAGCACGAGGAACUUCUCUCCUCCAUGGAUUGGAGUUUCUUACCGCCUGAGAAAUCCAAGGAACCGUGACCAGAAACUCGCCAUGCAAUUCUACUAGGUUCUUCUAUCAUUGUCCAGUAUGACUGAAAUUGCUACCUCUGACACUUGAUUUUUUGUUGUGUUUUUUUGUGGGUUUUUUUUUCGUCUGUAUAUAUGGCCUUGUAUUUAUGUUCAAUGCUUACAAAUUUCUGACCAAAGACAUAAGGGUUUUUGGGUGUGAAAUAUUGCUGUAAAUGUUAAAUAGUGGACAUUGCAAAAAAAAGAAAAAGAAGAAAAUGAUUGCAAUACUCUGUCGGGCAAACGUGUUUUCUGAACUCUGGUUGAAAGAUACUUUGAGGUGAAAUUUAUAUAAAAGAUUGAUUAGAUCCUCUCAGUCUCGCCACAUUCCUACGAGAGGCCAUUUAGUUUUGAACCCUUACAGAGACUUGUACAUUCCAUCACUUUUAUCAUCAGGUACUGCUAGUUGCAUGUAUUAAACUUUUAAAAAGGUCAGGUUAAUUCUGUCUACUGGAUGUGUUAGUGUAUUUUUUGAGGUGUGAAAGACUUAAUUUAAAGAUUGAAAAUCAAAAUUAUUGAAUUUAGCAUUGUGAUUAUAAUUAUAAAUGGCAAAUAAAAGGUAAUUAGUAUACUUUAAUUAUUAUGAAUAAUAUAAUUGAUGCUAUUUUCUAGCUGUCCUAAUAAAGACUGAAUUGUAAAAUUUUCGUAAAUUAAUGUAUUUGUAUAGUUUUUUUAACAAGUAAAAUCAGUUAUUGAUUUUUAAAAUGAUAUACAUGUAAAUACACAUAUGCAUGUAAAAGAUGCGUUGACUAUUUAUUAUUUUUCAUAAGAUGUAUUUGAUUAAUCCAUUGCCUUAUAAAUUAAUGUUCAGUUAUUCUUUAUUUGAUGUUGUUUGCUAUUCUGCUUUUUAGAGGGCUUUUGAUGUAUUAAUGUUCUUGAAUUCAAGAAAUAUUAGUACAUGUAUAUUUGUUUAACAUUUUUAGUGUACGUUAUCACAUGCAUAAUAUUUUUUUGUACAAUUUUUUUUUGAUUCUGUGUUGGAGGGAGGGAAUAAGAUGAACAUAUCAAAACUGACUGUUUUGUAUUUAUAAUCAUUGCAACUUGAAAUUGCAUUGAUAGCAGCUUAGUAUUUGCCUAUCCGCAUGACAGUAUAUAUGCACUUCAGUUGAGAUUUACUAAUCACCAGAUAUUGAAUAUGACAAAAUACUAAUACAAAAUAAAAAAAAAGUAAAUUAUUAUUGUAAUUUGGUCAUACUGCAUGAAAAACUACCUUAAUUUCCCCUUUUAAAGUAGGCAUUACUUUUUUGUUUUAAUGUUGUUGAACCAUACAUUUAUUGUUUGAACAGUCUGUUUGCAAAGUACAUGUCAAAUAUGUGUGGCAAGUGACUUAAUGACCUUGUUGAAAGUCACCAGGUCAAAAGUCACCAGUUUUCUGGAGUAAAAUGAUAUUAAGUUCUAGACAACUUUAAUAGAAAUUGUUUCAGGCACUAAAUUUAAGGAGGCAUGGGAGUUUUUGAGAUAUAAGAAUUGAUGAAAGUUGUCUUAUUUCUAACAUAAUUACUGGUCUAAAUGUUCACAAUUUAUUUUUUUUAGCAUUAAAUUACAUCCAAGAAUUGUG
This is a messenger RNA of Magallana angulata, 4628 nucleotides long. Its product is annotated as inhibitor of nuclear factor kappa-B kinase subunit alpha-like. The transcript has 20 exons. Gene Ontology annotation, biological process: peptidyl-serine phosphorylation; tumor necrosis factor-mediated signaling pathway; positive regulation of transcription by RNA polymerase II. Gene Ontology annotation, molecular function: ATP binding; IkappaB kinase activity. Bases 773 to 3043 code for a protein of 756 amino acids. Gene Ontology annotation, cellular component: cytoplasm; IkappaB kinase complex. NCBI's taxonomy places the organism in Eukaryota, Metazoa, Mollusca, Bivalvia, Ostreida, Ostreidae. The record is from RefSeq and is a predicted model, not a curated record.